Messenger RNA from Auxenochlorella protothecoides, 2085 nucleotides. RefSeq names its product putative ATP-dependent RNA helicase DDX10. Lineage: Eukaryota; Viridiplantae; Chlorophyta; Trebouxiophyceae; Chlorellales; Chlorellaceae. The record is from RefSeq and is a predicted model, not a curated record. Gene Ontology annotation, molecular function: nucleic acid binding; ATP binding. The transcript has 12 exons. The coding region runs from base 1 to 2085 and encodes 694 amino acids. Gene Ontology annotation, cellular component: nucleus. Gene Ontology annotation, biological process: rRNA processing.
AUGAAGCCGGGUGUGCAUGCGACCGUCCUGGGGCGCCGGCGCGCAGAGAAGAAGACCCCGACGAUACUCAGCAGGGCGGUCUUGCCCCAUGCUCUGCUGGGGAGGGAUGUGCUGGGGGCCGCAAAGACAGGAUCUGGCAAGACCCUGGCCUUCCUGAUCCCGGUUCUGGAGUGCCUUUACAGGCAGCAGUGGGGCGCCUUGGACGGUCUGGGUGCCCUCAUUCUCACUCCCACGCGUGAGCUAGCACUUCAGAUCUUCAAUGAGCUGAGGAAGGUGGGCGCCAAGCAUGAAUUCAGCGCCGGCCUCCUGGUGGGUGGGAAGGACGUCGCCGAGGAGCAGUCGCGCAUCUCCUCCUUGAACAUCCUGGUGGCGACGCCGGGCCGCCUGCUGCAGCACAUGGACGAGACGGCGGGGUUUGACUGCUCCGGGGUCAAGAUCCUGGUGCUGGAUGAGGCGGACCGCAUCCUGGACCUGGGCUUCUCGGCGGCACUUAAUGCCAUCGUGGACAACCUGCCGGCUCAGCGCCAGACGCUGCUGUUCUCUGCCACGCAGACCAAGUCGGUCAAGGACCUGGCCCGGCUGAGCCUGCGCAGCCCCGAGUACCUGGCCGUCCACGCUGAGGCCGAGGUGCCCACCCCCAUCAAGCUGCAGCAGGCGUACAUUGUCUGCCCCCUCCAGGACAAGACGGACAUCCUGUGGUCAUUCAUCCGCUCCCACCUCAAGGCAAAGAUCAUCAUCUUCCUGUCCACCUGCAAACAAACUCGGUUCUACUUUGAGGCAUUCCGCAAGCUCCGGCCAGGGGUCCCCCUCCGCGCCUUGCACGGGCGUCUGAACCAGUACAAGCGCAUGGGCGUCUUCUACGACUUUUGUGAGUCCAAGGCCAUGGUGCUGUUUGCCACAGACAUUGCUGCACGCGGCCUCGACUUCCCCACCGUCGACUGGGUCAUUCAGGUGGUUCAGGGUCUAGGGAAGGCUGACUGUCCAGAGGACAGUGCGGCCUACAUCCACAGGGUGGGCCGUACCGCGCGAUACAUGGCGGCUGGCAAGAGCCUGCUCCUGCUGCUGCCCAGCGAGAGCGAGGGGAUGCUGGCCUCGCUGGGUGAGGCCAAGAUACCCAUCAAGCAGCUGCGCCACAACCCGGAAAAGAUCCAGUCUGUGACCCCGGCGCUGCAGGCCCUGCUGUCGAAGGACGCCGAGAUCAAGGGCCUGGGCCAGAGAGCCUGCACCUCUUACCUACGCUCGGUGCACCUGCAGCCAAACAGGUCCGUCUUUGACGCCGCUGCCCUGCCGGCGGGCGAGUACGCUGCCAGCCUCGGCCUUGCAGCCGCCCCCAAGCUACGCUUCCUCAAGCGCGGCGCAGCUCAGGGCCCGGGUGCUGAAAGGCGGGACGAAGGCGAGGGCGGGGCCAGUGAUAGUAGCGGGGAGGAGGAGGAAGCAGCAGAGGGCAGGGCACAUGCGAGAGAGGCAGGGCCAUCUGGGCCCCCUCCAGAUGAGAAGGAUGACUUCCUGGUGGUGAAGCAGCGUGACGCCCUGGGAGUGAGCGAGGCUGUGGCCGAGGAACCCAUCUUGAAUCUGGCCGCGAGCCAGUCAACAGGAAAGAAAAAGCGGUUGCGCAUCCGCCCCGACCGACCCAGCAGCAGCAGAAUGGUGUUUGAUGAGGAGGGGGAGGCGGUGGACCCGCUGGCGCAGCUCGUUCCAGAGGGAGCGGCAAGGAGCGAUGAGGGGCACGAGACGGCGGCGCAGCGUGCACAGCACGUGCGGACACAGAUGGCGCAGCGCGACGCUCUGGACAAGGCGGAGCAGCGUGCCAGGAGAAAGGAAGAGCGGGAGUCCAAGAGGGCCAAGCGCCUCGCACGUGAGAGGGAGGAGGCCAUGGAAGGGGAGGAAGAGUCUGCCAGUGCCGCCUCGGAUGGCGAGGAGAGCGAGGAGGAGAAGUUUGGCGGGCGCUUCAGGAAUGGGCGUGGGGCGGAGCUGCGGGAGGAGGCUGGCGCCGAGGUGGCGCACAUGGGCAUGGUGCCGGCGACACUCGAGGACCAGGAGGCCUUGGCCCUGCGGCUCCUGUCUGGACGGAGAGGAGGAGCCUGA